GAAGCGAAGCGAGUGCAGCUGCGAGUUCGUCGCCGCAGUGUUUGGCAGUCCUUCGUAUGGACAUCACGUUCGACUCGAACGACCGAUAUACAUAGAUCGUAGAUCGUUCGAACGCGUAUCUGAUUAUCGAAGAAUAAUAAUACAAAUAGUGGUUCGUAGUUCGUUUAAGUGGACUAUUACGUAGAUGUUUUCAACGGGUAUCGUCAAGGCGACGACGUUUCUCCGUUGUUACGUCGUCGUUGUAAUUGUCGUCGCCGUCUUCGCCGGAAACGUCGAGAGUGGAUAGAAACGGAUGAGCGUCGAGAUGUGAAGUCGCCGUCGUUGGAAGCGAUGUGGCUUCCAUUCAUAUUGCUCGCCUUGAUGGCGAGCGGUUCCGCCUGUCCCGAUCUCUGCGUCUGUCAACAAGGUGUCAUCGUCGACAGGGAUUCGCCGCUCUUCGCGGAUGUUACGUGUCGCGGUCGCGUGCCGGAAUUAUCCGAGGUACCCGAUAACACAAGGAGAUUGUCCGUCGAGGAAGCGGAAGAACACGAGGUAACAAGUUUUUUGACCGAGCUCGAAGCAUCGACCGAUCUCGAGUCAAAUACGACGUCCCCGACGACGAACGAAAGCCGAAGCGCCACUAUCGAGACGACGCUUCCCUAUUUGGACGAAUUGACAAUGACGAACUGUUCGUUGACGUCCUUGAACGUCUCGUGGCAUGGUUUCGAAAGGUUACGAUUGUUGAAUCUAUCGUACAACGAGGUAACGCACUUGAGUGACGCGCGAGUGUCGAGCCUCAUCGGUUUGACGUGUCUCGAUCUGUCGAAUAAUUUCCUGAAGGACGUGAACGUCGGCGUUUUUAGGACGCUGAGUGAACUGGCGCGCUUGCAUUUACGACGCAACGAGAUCGCGAUGGUGCACGAGGACGCGUUUCGCGGCUUGGAUCGUCUCGAGUUUCUUGAUUUGUCGGAUAAUAGGCUGGCAGACUUACCGGACAGCGCAUUGACGCCUCUUUAUUCUCUUCAAAAGUUAGAUCUCAGCGGUAACCAGCUUCAAGUGCUCGGCGCGAGAUGGUUCGAGAGUCUCGAUAAACUUCGAGAACUCGAUGUUUCAAGGAACGGCUUGGCGAAGGCCGCUUCGGGGACUCUUCAACCUUUACCAGGGCUAUCGGUUCUAAGAUUAGCGGAGAAUCCUCUGGAGGAGAAAGACGUUUCUUUGUUGCUCGGCACCGGAAGGAGAUUAGAAACGGUGGACGCAUCCCGUACAGGUCUUGCAAGAGUCCCGGCAGCCCUCACCAGAUCCGUUCGAGCGUUACGUCUCGCCGGCAAUAAGUUGACCACCAUCAGAGGCGGUGAUCUCGACAGUUAUCCUCUCUUACGAAUGUUGGACAUUUCCGAUAAUCGUCUUACCGAAAUCGAGGACGACGCUUUAGGACGGUUGGAAGUGCUCGAGGAACUCGACGUCUCUGGAAAUCUUUUGACCAAAACUCCCGGAAGUCUUCCCAGUAGUUUAACCGUUCUGAACCUUCGGCGAAAUGGCAUAACCAUUUUGAAAGUAAACGAUUUUCAGGAACUUCGUAAUUUGAGAUCUCUCAUGUUAAACAACAAUGAUAUCGGGCAAAUCGAAGUUGGGUCAUUCAGUCAACUAUUCGCGCUGAAGGAACUCGAUUUGUCCGAUAAUCCUAUCAAGGCAUUAACCGUUAAUGCUCUGAGUGGACCGAGUAAUCUUGCCAAGCUUCGUAUGUCUGGAUUAACGUCACUUCAGGAGAAAUCCCAACAACAAGGUGACAUGGCGUUUCCUGUACAGACACCGGAACGGCUUAUUGUUCUCGACGUUCAACGAAGUCCCGUUCUGGCGAGACAGUUAUUGACGGACGAUGCUGCUCUCUCCGCUUGCAAAAGUCUCCUCGAAUUAAACCUUUCCCAGACAAAUCUCACAGCCCUUAGAUCGGACUUGCCGUAUUUGCUCCCGCAACUACGCGUUUUACGACUCAUUGGAAACGAUUGGAGUUGCACCGAGGAUCUCUAUUGGCUAGGACAAUGGUUAAGAGAGCACAAAGAGCAAACGCAUAAUCUCGAACUCUCUCAAUGCGCAACUCCCGAGGAAUUAUUGGGAACUUAUUUACGCGAUCUACCAUCGCCACCUGUAACACUUUCGACGAUAAUAUCGACCGUUAAAUCGAUCCCAUCGAUCACAUCACUCGAAAUCGAUCGAUCUUUGAAUGAAACGCUCGGAUCGUUUACAUCUUCCUCCAAUGACAUUAUCAAUGAACUCACGAAUUUCACCGAAUCGACCCUUGAAACGAACGAAGAGUUUACUAAUUAUUCGAGCUUAGGAAAAACGACGACUGGCGAAGUUUCCAAUUCUAUGAACGAAAUGGACGGCAUAUCUGUGGAAAAUUCAACGAUAAGAACGACGAACGUGCCCCGCGUUUACGAGGCACCGACUUCCUUUAGAAAUAUAACUUCCCCGACGUUGAAAGGAACGGAUUUAAGAAGAAAGGAGGCAAACGUUCAAAAUUUACGGCGCAAAGUCAAAGGGAAGCUGAUGAUCGAUAUGAAAACGGAUGAGAAAGGUGCAUCCUCUCCUAUCAGUGUCAACGUCUCGGCAAAAGGAAAAACGGAGAAGAGCGAUAAGUUGAAAAAGUUUUUAAUGAAUGGCAGUGGUAAAGAAUUAUCUCCUUCGUUGAAGACAUCCAAGUUUUUGAAUGAAUUUUCUCGAAAUGAGGAAAAGACGACGAUGUCGGAUAAGUACCUGACGAGAGAGAACAACCUAACGAAAGAAAAAUAUGUAUUGACUAAUGGUAUCGUAUCGAAUACGAUAGCCGAGGAACUGAAUGGUCGUGCGACCGAUUCUGGUACUCGAUUGUCCGAACAAUUAUCUGGCGCACAUCCCGGAAUGUUGGUUCUCGUUGGAGCAGCCUUAGGUGCGGCUGCAGCUUUGAUGGUCGUUUUGUCCAGACGUGCUACUGUACGUCGAAGAGACAGAUACCAUCGUCACGAGAACAUCGAAGUUCAUACGUUAACAGCUAGCACGGAACUUUGGUGACCAGAAUCGGAGUGCGCCAGGCUCUUUGAAAGAGACAGGCGACUCGAGGAACAACAAGAGAGGACGCGAGAAUCGAUACUCGAAAGAUCGAGGAAAGUUAUUCUCGCCGAAUACCUCAGGAAGAUUCUCAAAUAAUUUCAUACAUGCCUCGGUAUCGAUAUCGUGAAACUCGAACGAUUUAUAAACUUUAAUAUUCGUCGUCUCUCAAAGAACAAGGAUAACUUGGUGUUUCAUUACUAGCUCUGUUUUCAAAAACGUACAAGAUUUUCGAUCGAACGAAUCUAGGACCUAUUUGGGCGAACACUUCUUGUUCAAUCCUUUUUGCGAUCCCUACGCGAUACUAAAAAAAGUCGAAACGUUUUACGGCGAGCAAGGAAGGACAAUGUAUCAAGGAUACAACUUUGAGAGAACGCUCGAACCGAUAUUAACAGUGAAAAGCCUCGACGGUUUCAGGCUUAACUCAUCGAUACUCGAUAAUCCUGAUAACCGAUUCAUAGAUACUCGAACGACAUAGAAGGAUAUAGUUCGUACGAGUUACAUAUGUCGAGAACAAGUAGAAUAUUAAUUGUCUAUGCACAUUUUACGGAAGAAGUCGUAAAAAAGUGAAAAAAAGAGAGAGAGAGAGAGAGAGAGAGAGAGAGAGAGAAUAAAAGAGAACGAGCUGCGUAUACUGUACGUGUAUGCGCACGCGUGUAAAACAAUAUACACCGAACACUUACGUCCUGUCUCGUUUCUCAACGAGAAACUACGAUGACGUUCGUGACGGCGCGACGCUGAAAACCGAACGCGUCAAGCGACAGAGAAAGUGACAAUAAUCAUAUGACGAAGGGAGUGUGUCGCUCGGGUUACAAGCUCGACUUCCUUUGUGGUGCACCGAGGAAAAUGGACUCCUUGUGAGAACGCAAGUGAGUGCAAAAGAGGAAAAAAACAAAAAAAGAAAAAAAAAAGAAAAGUAAAAAAAAAACAAAAAAGAAAAGAAAAAGAAGGCAAUAAGGUUCGAAGCGCGAAAUAGAGAGUGAUAGGCGUGGUAGUUUGAAGAUGGACGGUGAUGGCGGUCAACAAAAAAGAAAACUACGGUGGCGAAAUGUGCUUCGUAUAAUGGAACGAGGGCGAGUGCUUAGAAAAAGAAAGAGAGAGAGAGAAAGAGAGAGAGAGAGAGAGAGAGAGAGAGAGAGAGAAAGGGAGGGAGAGAGAGAGAGUUGCUCGAAAGAACUUUUAUCGAGCGCUGCAUGAACGGAGUCGAGAGUGUGCGUGUUUGUGUGUGUAUGUGUGUGUGUGUGUGUGAGGGAGAGAGAGAUAGAGAGAAAUAGAGAUGGGGGGGGGGGGGGGGAGAGAAGGAGAGAAAGAUAGAAAAGAGUAUACUUGUGUGUUUGACUAUAAAUACUUAUGUAGGAAUGCGAGAGAGCAUGAGAGAGGGUAAGAAAGAGAAAGAGAGAGUGAGCUUAAAUACGAAACCAUUAUCGACGGUGACAGCAUCGAGUGUACUGAAAUCUUGCUUUCGAACUUAAUUCUGGAGGUUUGGCAAGUCGCCAAAAUACUUUAACAAACAAACAAACAAACAAAGAAACAAAGAAACAAACAAACAAACAAACAAACGAACUAACAAAAAAGAGCAGAAAAAGGGCAGAUAAGAAAUAACGAAGAGGCUAGACAUUAUCUUUCUUAAAUAACCAGUGUCAAAGUACGACUAUGAUGAUAAUAAACGGAUGUACAAAGAUG
This is a messenger RNA of Vespa velutina, 4746 nucleotides long. Its product is annotated as insulin-like growth factor-binding protein complex acid labile subunit. The transcript has a single exon. The coding region runs from base 331 to 3027 and encodes 898 amino acids. Gene Ontology annotation, molecular function: protein binding. Gene Ontology annotation, cellular component: extracellular matrix. NCBI's taxonomy places the organism in Eukaryota, Metazoa, Arthropoda, Insecta, Hymenoptera, Vespidae. The record is from RefSeq and is a predicted model, not a curated record.